GGUCGUAUUGAGAAAAUGUAAAAAACAGCAGUUGCUAAAAACUGUUCUUUCCGAAGGGACGUGAAUGGGUCGCGAAGGGUUAUUUUUUUGGGACUUUUUUUUCUAAUUCCUAUGAGUAAAACAUGUUAGUUUUGAUACGGACCAUUUUUGUUGCUUCCGUUUUCAGUGUAACCAACGCAGCGAAUGGGCAACUAAGAAAAUUGCAGACGAACCAUUUACACCAGCAACUGUCCAAUGCGGAAAUUCAAUACCUCGCCGGUCUCGCGGAUACGCGAUAUACGGACGAAGUACUCGACAAUAUACUCAUUCCCAGGGUAGUCGGAACCGCCAACCACGAAAAAGUGUUCAACUAUAUCAAAACCGAAUUGGAGAAACUUGACUGGGCUGUGGAAGUCGACGAAUUCCGUACCGACACGCCUAUAUUUGGGGCGCUAACUUUCAAAAACAUCGUCGCCAGCAUUAACCCAAACGCCGAUAGAUAUCUAGUGCUGGCCUGUCAUUAUGACAGCAAGUAUUUCGCGAAUGACAUUUUCGUUGGAGCCAUCGACUCGGCGGUACCAUGCGCUAUGAUGUUGAAUCUGGCCAAGGUGCUUAAUGAUGAGUUCCGGAAACACCGAGAUAACAUAGACCUCAGCCUCAAGCUGAUCUUCUUGGACGGCGAGGAAGCCUUUAAGAAUUGGAGUCCAAAGGAUUCCAUCUAUGGUGCUAGGCACUUGGCCGCGAAAUACCAUGAAAACAGACGACUGACCAGAAGUACCGCCGAAUCAGUAACAGAUUUGCAAAGGAUAGACCUAUUCGUGCUGCUCGAUUUGAUUGGUCACCGAGACACCACCUUCUAUAGUUACUUUCCCGAUACUUCGAAGUGGUAUUUAAGAAUGGCAGAGGCGGAAGAUCGUCUAAGCAGCUUGGGUCUGUCAAAGCCGCAGAGGUACAGGCACUUCGUGAAACAGUUACAGCAAAGUUAUAUCGAAGACGAUCACAUUCCGUUCUUGCGAAGAAACGUCCCGGUGGUCCACUUGAUCGCCACACCGUUCCCUCCGGAAUGGCACACUCCAAGAGACGACAGGGACCUGAUCGAUCUCGACACGGUGGAAAAUAUUAACAAAGUAUUGAGAAUAUUCGUCGUCGAAUAUCUUCAUAUUUACCUAUCGGAUACCUCAGAAGAAAACAUUCCAGACAAAGAGUUGUAGUAAUGAAUUAUAGAGUUGGACUAGGGACCCUAGGAUUUUUUAUUGUGUAAGUGUAUGUUAAAAAUUUUUGUUUGUUUGUCUUAUGACUUGGCUGUACUUAAGUGACGUGCGUUUAAAAAGUCACAACACUCCUAAAAUGUUGUUGUUUUUAUUGAAGACAUUGUUCGGUAUAAAAUUUUCCUGUUUCGAAAUUAUUGUUAUGUUAUAUAUAUAUUUAGUUUUCCCAAA
Cylas formicarius (sweet potato weevil) is the source of this 1418-nucleotide messenger RNA. It is a transcript of the gene isoQC, whose product is annotated as glutaminyl-peptide cyclotransferase. Gene Ontology annotation, molecular function: glutaminyl-peptide cyclotransferase activity; zinc ion binding. The record is from RefSeq and is a predicted model, not a curated record. Lineage: Eukaryota; Metazoa; Arthropoda; Insecta; Coleoptera; Brentidae. The transcript has 6 exons. The coding region runs from base 123 to 1190 and encodes 355 amino acids.